GGUAAAGAGUAAUUAUUUUUAUUAAUAUACUCAAAUGGGGGUGUUCAAGGAAAUUUUGGCGCGAUUUCCUCGUGGCGGCCUUUCGUAUGUUUUCGCAUAUGGCAGCGGUGUCAAGCAGCAAGUUGGCUAUGAAAAAAUUUCCAAGCAAAAAAAUAACGUUAUUGACCUGAUAUUCUGUGUACGUGAUCCUCUUGGUUGGCAUGCAGAAAAUAUUAAUCGACAAGAAAGUCACUACUCAAUGCUGCACCUGUUGGGUCCCCGUUUUAUCAUGAACUACCAGGAGCACUUAGGAGCUCGUGUAUACUUCAAUACGUUAGUGCCUUUGCCCGACAUUGACGUAACUAUUAAAUAUGGCGUUGUCUCAAGAGAGCACCUACUGGAUGAUUUACUAAAUUGGCGAUAUUUGUACCUUGCCGGGCGUCUUCAAAAGCCUGUAAGGGAAUUGGUACCAACGAAUGGUGACGACGAAUUGAACGAAGCUUUGGCAAAAAACUUAAACAGCGCAUUUCAAGUAGCAUUACUAUUACUACCAGAACAGUUUACUGCCUAUCAACUAUUCCACACAAUUUCCAGUCUUAGUUAUAAAGGUGAUUUUCGAAUGUUAUUCGGUGAGAAUAAGCAAAAGGUGCGCAAUAUUGUUCUGGCCCAAGAGAAAGAUUUCUUGGAUUUAUAUUUUCCAGUAAUGCAAAAUUUAACGGACUAUGUUGCAGCUGAUUUCAAUGCUAAAGAAAUAGGCUCUGAUAAAACCAUUGUGUUGUUUGAACAGGACAAAUCGCUAUUAGCUAGAAUACAUCACCUACGCAAUGCACCCAGUGAAUUACAACGGCGUAUUGUGCAAAAUUCAGCCUUUAGAGGGGAUUAUAUGAAAAUUGUGCCACACUUGGCAGAGUCUCACAAUCUCCUCGAGCUGGUCCAAACUUCAGUAAAUGACAUAGUGUGGCGCAGCAGCAUCACUCAGUCAAUAAAGAACAUCCCCAGCGCAGGUCUCUUUAAAUCCCUUAUAUACAGCUAUCGUAAGGCGCUUAAAACUUUUUCCUAGUCGCUCAACGUACACGAAUGGAACUAUGCCAAAGUUAUUAAAAUGAAAUUUAACUGCAUUAAUUUGCUUUAAAUGCUCAAGUCUUUUAUUUAUAACAGAGACAAUUUCAUGAAUAUGUUAAAGCAUUUAAUUAUUUAAGAAAAAAUAGGAUUUCAGCAAUGUAAAUCUAUAAAAUAGAAACUGGCUAUGAGAUAUAUUUGUAUAUACAAAUAUUUGUUAACUAUUUUUUAGCUUUCUUAACUAUCUAGUGCAAUAAAGUGCAAAUAAUUUACAACUUACAACAUUAACGCAGUUU
This is a messenger RNA of Bactrocera dorsalis (oriental fruit fly), 1334 nucleotides long. RefSeq names its product phosphatidate cytidylyltransferase, mitochondrial. Gene Ontology annotation, molecular function: phosphatidate cytidylyltransferase activity. The coding region runs from base 35 to 1039 and encodes 334 amino acids. The record is from RefSeq and is a predicted model, not a curated record. Gene Ontology annotation, cellular component: mitochondrion. NCBI's taxonomy places the organism in Eukaryota, Metazoa, Arthropoda, Insecta, Diptera, Tephritidae. The transcript has a single exon. Gene Ontology annotation, biological process: CDP-diacylglycerol biosynthetic process; cardiolipin biosynthetic process.